UGCUCUGGUUUUUUAGUUUUGUAAUUUUCGCUUUGUCUGCCAAACAGAAUGGCUCCAGUGGAAUGACGAUAAUGAUGAUGAUGAUGAUGAUGAUGACGACGAUGACAUCAUAAGCGAACCAACAGAACAAGAGAUACAUAUUACCCAUACGCCCCGUGAGCGCAUGCUCUCCCGCUCACUCUCUCUUUUGGUCGCUCUCUCUCUCCCUUCCCCUCGAUAGUGAAACGUUUGCUGCUCGUCGCUGGCAUCGGCAGCUGCUCGAGACAGUUAACAUGGAGCCGCAGACGCUACAGAUCAAGCUGCUGCCCGCCCGGACAGCGGAGGAGCGUGCCCGAAACAUCAUUGCCAAUGUAGUUGUGGAGGGUCAGCAGGCAUUCCUGGUGCCCUAUAUCGAUGAUCAUGAUGUGGGCCAGCCGCUGGAGAAGAUUACGCUGAAUACGCAGCUACAGGCGGCAGCUCCAGCUGCCCCUCGCUUGCGGUACUACAAGCCAGGCCCAUCCACGUACAAGCUGCUCUGCCCGCUGUGCCGCGAGAGAAGUGAUGCGGCUGUGAUGCGUGCCGCCGGCUGCAAGGACAUCAGCUGCUGCCUCAGCCUGCUGAGCUGUGUUUUUCCCAUUUUCUGGAUUUGCUGCAUUUGCACCUGGUGCGGCUGCAACCGCGAGUGGAUCACCAAGGGCGUCUACUGCAGCCACUGCGGCGGCAAGCUGGGCAUCCAGACGCGUUCCGAUUAGGUCAAUUAAAAUUUGUUACAAAUGUCACGCAUAGUUUGUUUUUAAUUCUAUUACGCAGCUAACUCAAUUAAAAUACGCUCGCUCUUGCCGUCUGUCAUCA
This is a messenger RNA of Drosophila mojavensis, 831 nucleotides long. RefSeq lists its product as uncharacterized. NCBI's taxonomy places the organism in Eukaryota, Metazoa, Arthropoda, Insecta, Diptera, Drosophilidae. The transcript is spliced from 2 exons. Bases 273 to 731 code for a protein of 152 amino acids. The record is from RefSeq and is a predicted model, not a curated record.